ACUUCAACACCAACCCAAACCAGCUCCUCGGUACGACGCCGUUUUAGUCCAUCUCCGAUCACUCUCCGAUGGCUUAUUCCGGCACGCCUAGUUUUGGAAAGGCAGGUCAAAGUAACGAAGCAGAUCAUAUUGAUCCUGACAAACCCAUUUUCAAUGUGGCACCUUUAAAUAGCAUGCCGUAUAUUCCCCCAAGCACAGAGAGAUCAGGCGCCAGAGAGUCUGGUGAACAAAGGAAAAUGGAGCCAGCUAUGGUGCUUCUACCUUCACUCGCAACAAGAGAAGAGCGGGAUAGAAUUCUGGAAACCAGCAAAGGGGUUGUAUUGACUGGAGUUGCUGCAACAGGACAGCUGGGACCCAUAAUAGGAAAGGUCGACAUUGGUGAAGCUGAUGACUCGUACUUAUUUCGCGUAUCCCUGCCAGGUGUUUCAAGGGAUGAAAAUUUUAGUUGUUCCAUUGAGGCUGAUGGAGAAGUGAAAAUUAAAGGAGUGACUACAACAGGCGAGAAAACAGUGUGCAAGAACUCCAUGGUCUUUCAGAUGCUCACACAGAACCUUGCCCCAGCAGGUUACUUCUCUAUCUCCUUCCACCUUCCUGGCCCAGUUGAUUUCCAGCAGUUCACUGGCUCCUUUGAGACUGAUGGGAUUCUCGAGGGCAUUGUGAAGAAGAAGAUGUGAUAGAGUUUUCAGCUUAGAGAGGUCUAAUUUGGUUGAAGUGGACUCCACAGGGUUAGGAUACACAGUAUGUAGUUUAAUAUUGAUCACAGUAUGCUUGGCAUUGCCGAAUGUACUAGUGCUUAAGGCUCUGGCAAGUUGUUGUAUGUUAGUUUUACCUUUCUGUUUGUUGU
Molecule: messenger RNA, 844 nt
Organism: Fragaria vesca subsp. vesca
Lineage: Eukaryota; Viridiplantae; Streptophyta; Magnoliopsida; Rosales; Rosaceae
Exons: 3
Coding region: 69-674 (201 amino acids)
Cellular component (GO): nucleus
Source: RefSeq, a predicted model, not a curated record